Saccoglossus kowalevskii is the source of this 237-nucleotide messenger RNA. RefSeq names its product trypsin-2-like. Gene Ontology annotation, molecular function: serine-type endopeptidase activity. Lineage: Eukaryota; Metazoa; Hemichordata; Enteropneusta; Harrimaniidae. The record is from RefSeq and is a predicted model, not a curated record. Gene Ontology annotation, biological process: proteolysis.
AUGUACGAUGGUUAUAUAAAAGACGGCAUGUUUUGUGCCGGAUAUGCAGAAGGUGGCAAAGACGCGUGCCAGGGCGAUAGCGGCGGACCAUACCAAGUUGCUCGCAGUGAUGGUUCAUGGGAAUUAUACGGACUAGUGAGUUGGGGUGAUGGGUGCGCUGAACCUAAUAGACCCGGCAUCUAUACUCAUAUUCCAACCUAUGUUGAUUGGAUAAAUGACGUAAUAGCGUCAACAUAA